CGAGCUGUCGAAAAAAAACCAGUGGAGCGGCGCGAGGCGGCUCAAAACAACGUGUUCGUAAAGCAUCGCUGCAUAAGUCGCGGUAGCUGUCAAAAUUUGCAGAUCUGCGGCCAGUAAACGCCUGCACAGACCCCCACCCUGCAGUGGCCUCGGCACCACAGACGGUAGUGGUGCAAGAACGCCAAAAAAAUGGCCGCACGACGAACGGCCAUCGUCUUCGGCGCCAACACCGAGGUCGGCAAGACGUUGUGCUCCGCUGCACUCAUAAAAGCGGGCCUCCGGAGGUUCGGCCGCGCGGCGUACCUGAAGCCCCUGCAGACGGGCGUCGACGACGACCACGCCGGCGACGCAGCUUUGGUCAAACGCUACGCCGCCGCCGGCCUCGGCCGCUGCGACACGCUGCACGCGUGGCGGGCGUACGCGAGCCCGCACGUCGCCGCGCGGCAGGAAGGUGGACAAAUACCGAGCGACGCGGAGCUCGCCCGAGCCGUUUCAGGGUGGAUGCGCGCGGGCGACGAGCCCUUCGGCGUCGUCGAGACCGCCGGCGGCUGCCUGUCGCCGACGGCGACGGGGCGGCCCCAGGCCGACGCCUACGCGGGGCUGGACGUGCCGGCUUUAUUAGUAGGCGACGCGCGGCUCGGCGGCAUUUCUUGUUCGUUAUGCGCCUGGGAGGCGCUCGUGCGGCGGGGCUUCGACGUGCGCUCUAUAAUUUUUGUCGGCGACGACGCGGCGCUCGGGAACGCGGAGGCGGUGCGCGCCGUGACGGGGCUCGGCGACGGCGUCUUGUCUACGGUGGCGCCGCCGCCGCUGCCCGAGCCGCUCGGCGGCUGGCUGAGCGAGACGGCGGAGUGCUUCGACGCGGUCUGCGCUAGUGUGUUGUAA
Messenger RNA from Pelagomonas calceolata, 882 nucleotides. The record is from the annotation of a GenBank genome assembly. Lineage: Eukaryota; Pelagophyceae; Pelagomonadales; Pelagomonadaceae.